UCCUGUUUUUUUUUCUCCCUUCUCGAACCUGUUCCGUUUCUACCCUGUCUGCGUUUCGUUUGCGGGAUGACGCAUUUGCAAAACUGCGCCACCGUGUAUAGGCUACUUUUACGAUCGCUUUGGGAUCGUGAUCGUUCAUCAAAAUGUAAAUAUUUACACGGUAUACGGCACUGUUUGAUACACGGCAUUGAUUGCAAUAUUCUACGGAUUGAAAGUGGCCUAUUUUGGUGGUAAGCUGCUCGUUGGUUGAUAAAUUAGAACUGCUGUUUUAUUAACGGAAGGAAAAUUUAUUUAUUUUACGUUCAAAGCAACAUCACUUGGGGGCAGUUUAAAUGUACAGAUGUUUGGAUAUAUUUUGGCACAACAUCAAGUACGAAGGUUGAUGUUUGCGAUACAAGAAUAUCAUUCACAUUUGUUUGCUGAAUAUUUAUAUAAUUAUGGAGCUUGCCCAGUCGAACAGUUUGACCACUCUCACCUUAAUUGACAAACUUUUGGUGAAAUAAUUCACACAAUUUCAAAUUGUAUUCCUCGCUCCUGUCUUUUACACAUUCAAGCCAAACUUACAAAUCGUAUCAAAUCGUUCUUGACCGUAUGGUCAUGACCCUGGUAUAUUAAGUAAUGUUUUCGUCUAAAAAAAACAACAACGAAAUAGAACCCUCCCACAGAUGCUGGUGGGAAUGAUUUGUUGUUUUACUCGACGUGUGGUAAAUAACUAAACACCAGAGGUCAGUAAACCGUCUACCUCGGGUGAAAGCUGACUUGUGUCUCAAAACAUUUCAAACUGUUCUCUCGGCGCACCAAAACCUUUGUAGCACACCUUUAAGCAUAAACUGUAUGCAAUCACCAUCACCACUGCCACCUGUUGCACUGAUUGCAGUUGCAUUCUCGUGCGCUAGAACGCUGCAGCAUGCGGUUCAGUGUGUGCGUAUCGCUUAUCGAUGCUACCAAAUCCUACCCGAGAAGUGGGGCGAUCAUUCUGUAAAAGGGCUAUCAUCAACGAACACGUGAGCUUGUUCUAUGGUAUGGUUGCACACAGCAUGUGUAUCUGUAUGUGGCAGCGAUCAUCAAUUUCCUUCCGUUUUUUUGUUUGUGAGCGGAUCGGGGGAAAUGGCAGCGGAAAAUAGACGUACGGGUGGUACGGCACUUCAGCUAGCAGCUAGCAUAAGAUGGCAAAACGGACACAUGAUAGUCGGUUCUUUGGGUUAGGUUACACUGGCACGGUUGAAGUUUAGUAUGUUAGUAGUGUGGCUGGGUUUCGGUUUGCUCUCGUGGCGCACGCUCUUCGGCCGUGCGUAUGCGCUCUGUUAUGCCAAAUAAGCGCCCUCCGUCGUGUUGUCUACGGGACAGUACGAUUUAAUAGACGGUGAAAUAGAAACAAUAUAAGUACAGUGAGAAGAAUGCACUUUGAUAGAUUGCCUACCUUUAGGCGUUAAGUAGUUUUCCCUUCGAUGUUCACAUGUUGAUUGCACACCUUCAUACAAGUGUUUAGAAGUAGCAAAAGUUCUCAAAAUUCCCCAUCCCAACAAUACACACCAUCCGCAGCGUGAGUGAGUGUGUGCGAGCAAUAAUCUGGUGAGAAAAUCGUGUACACACACACACACACACACACACAAAGCGACGCGCUCUCACGAUCGAGUCGAACGAUCCCGACCGGUACUCUGUCUGUCGGUGCGAUCUCAUCGCGCACCUUGGCCGCGAAACAAUGCAUUUACAUCCGAGCUGCUCACAAUCGAACCUGUGCCUGAACUCGCCACUGUACCGCAAUUUCAACCAUCCGGUAACGGCGACAUCGACGGCACUCCGGGUUAGUCCACAGCCAGUGCCGAAGGUACGUACGUGCCGUUCACACUCGUCGUCGUCCGCGUACGGUGCAGUUGGUAGUGGUGCUGGUGCAUCCGGCGUUGGAGACUUCUGGACCGGCAGUUCACAUCCGAACAGCUGCACCGUUAACACGGGCCUUCUCAGUGGUCUCGGACCGGCCGCCAGUUGUCACGGGGGCGCUGCGUCAUUCUUAGCCCAGGAAGCGAUCCGACGAUCCAACCUGAGCACAAUGUCACAGACGGGAGAUGAUCUGCACACACCAAACUAUCUAUCCUGGCGCAAGUUACAGCUGAGCCGUGCGAAACUAAAAGCUUCCAGCAAAACGUCCGCCCUGCUGUCCGGAUUUGCGAUGGUCGCUAUGGUAGAGGUACAGCUGGAUGAAAACACCAAAGUGCCAUCGGCAAUGUUAAUAGCAUUUGCCGUAUGUACCACCCUUCUGGUAGCGGUUCACAUGCUAGCGCUUAUGAUCAGCACCUGCAUCUUGCCAAACAUAGAAACAGUUUGCAAUUUGCACAGCAUAUCGCUGGUACACGAAUCACCCCACGAGCGGCUACACUGGUACAUCGAGACGGCGUGGGCAUUUUCUACGCUGCUGGGACUGAUACUGUUUCUGCUAGAGAUUGCCAUCCUGUGCUGGGUGAAGUUUUACGAUCUCAACACGACGGCCGCCUGGUCGGCAUGCAUCGUGCUCAUUCCAGUGUUGGUGAUCUUCGUUGCGUUUGCGCUUCACUUUUAUCGCUCGCUGAUGAUGCAUAAGUACGAGGUUACCGUUUCCGGCAUACGGGAGUUGGAGAUACUGAAGGAACAGAUGGAGCAGGAUCAUUUCGAUCAGCAGCAGCAGCACCAUCACGGGAUACUCCAUCCGUCCGGGCUGCAGAUCGUAUGAUGAACCCAGCGAUCGAUUUCCAUUACUACUUCUUACAAAUUACACCAACUGUGAUUUCAUGCUUCAACAUAAAUCUUUAUUUGUUUCUUUGUUUUUGAACCUCGAUAGGAUUUUAGGGUCAUGUUUAUUUUCCUUGUGUAAUUGUAGACCAAUUGUGUAGACCCAUUCUGUCACACCAUCCACUGUACGAUACCUCCUAGUGAUGAGACGAUGAAACCCUUAGAGUACUGUUGUAAUCGAUUAUGUUAUCUCUAUUUUUCCAUCCCCAAUCCCCCCCUAACCGUAAUGUAUCGCAUAAAAAAAGACAUCGGGUAGGAGAAGAAGCUAUUUGUUACUUACCCCCUAACGACACGUGUAGAAAACUAAUUUAAUUGCUGCGAAAUAUAUGGACGAGUGUAUGUGAAACGUUGCAAUACACAGUGCAAAUAAAUCACAAUUAUAAACAACGAAA
Molecule: messenger RNA, 3158 nt
Organism: Anopheles funestus (African malaria mosquito)
Lineage: Eukaryota; Metazoa; Arthropoda; Insecta; Diptera; Culicidae
Gene: Orai
Product: calcium release-activated calcium channel protein 1
Exons: 4
Coding region: 1703-2707 (334 amino acids)
Biological process (GO): store-operated calcium entry
Cellular component (GO): membrane
Molecular function (GO): store-operated calcium channel activity
Source: RefSeq, a predicted model, not a curated record